CCUUCUGUAGAACACCAAAAAGAAGAAGCGGUUCUUUGUUAACAAUUUAAAUAUCCAGAGUUCAAUUAAGGGAAGAAGUGAAGAUGUCACUGAUUCCACGUUUCUGCGGUGGGCGAAGGAGCAACGUUGUCGAUCCAUUCUCCCUCGACGUUUGGGACCCUUUCAAGGAUUUUCCUUUUCCCAAUUCUCUUUCUGGUUCCGUCCCUGAAUUUUCUCGGGAAAAUUCUGCAUUUGUGAGCACACGAGUGGAUUGGAAAGAGACCCCAGAAGCACAUGUGUUCAAGGCUGAUCUUCCUGGUCUGAAGAAGGAGGAAGUGAAGGUUGAGAUUGAAGAUGACAGGGUUCUUCAGAUAACUGGAGAGAGGAACGUUGAGAAAGAAGACAAGAAUGACACAUGGCAUAGAGUGGAGCGUAGCAGUGGCAAGUUCAUGAGGAGGUUCAGGUUGCCAGAGAAUGCCAAAAUGGAACAAGUGAAAGCUUCCAUGGAAAAUGGGGUUCUUACUGUGACUCUUCCGAAGGAAGAGGUCAAGAAGACUGAUGUUAAGGCCAUAGAAAUCUCUGGUUAAACGGAUAAUGUUUCUCUGUCUUUUUGGUUAAAAGUUGUGUGCUUGGCUAUAUAUUAUUAGGGAAAUGUUUUUCUUAUGUUAAUGGAGAUAGGUUAUCUCAUUUUAGUGACACAAAAUUAUAAGAGGGACCCAGAAAUAAUUGGAAAGAGACAAAAUAGAGGUGGGAUCCAUCUUUAUUAUGUGUGUGUAAGAAUUUGAUUUAUCUUAUGUUGAAUGAGAUAAAUAUAAUCCAUAUUAUUAUAUGUA
This is a messenger RNA of Gastrolobium bilobum, 812 nucleotides long. RefSeq names its product 18.5 kDa class I heat shock protein-like. The record is from RefSeq and is a predicted model, not a curated record. Gene Ontology annotation, biological process: response to heat; protein folding; protein complex oligomerization. The transcript has a single exon. The coding region runs from base 84 to 566 and encodes 160 amino acids. Lineage: Eukaryota; Viridiplantae; Streptophyta; Magnoliopsida; Fabales; Fabaceae.